AUGGCUCACCGCCACAAUGCUAAGAUGCCAGGCCUACGAGUAGCACACGCUCCCGCGGUUACUCCUGGCCUCGGCUUCAGCUCAACAGAGCAAGGUUUGAGGAUGUCAUCGUCGAGAGGGAAAAAGGAUGAUCGUUUCGUCACCAGAGCAAUGCUUGAGGGUUUCACUGAGCACGCGUUAGAUGUCAUGGCCGUCGCACAAGAGGAGACACGGCUUUUUUUAGGCCAGCACAACCUUGCAAAUGUAGCACGUAUCGUCGCACACACCAUUGUUAUAGUUGCUGUGGGCUAUGCGCUUGAUGAGAUCUUCCGUAGGAUUUUUCAAGCCACGCGUGGUCAAGCCGUUGGUGCUCGUGUUGUGGCAGGAAGCAGUGAAGCUAAGAUGCCGACACUCGAGCAGUAUGGGACGAAUCUUACAAAAUUAGCACAGGAGGGGAAGCUAGCACCUGUUGUCGGAAGGGAAAAGGAGAUCGAGAGCGUCACGCAAAUCUUGGGCAAAAUGAAGAAGAAGAAUCCCUGUCUGAUUGGAGAGCCCGGUGUUGGGAAAACGGUGAUAGUCGAAGGGCUUGCGCUACGUAUCACUGCCGGGGAUGUUCCUGAAACAAUUCAAGGGAAAACGGUUAUCAGCCUUGACAUGGGGCCCCUAGUUGCCGGUACCAAAUACCGUGGAGAGUUCGAAGAAAGGCUGAAGAACUUGAUGGAAGAACUCAAACAGAAUGGCGAGGUAAUACUGUUCCUCGAUGAAGUUCACACCCUGGUAGGAGCAGGAGCAGCAGAAGGUGCUAUCGACGCGGCCAACAUUCUGAAGCCAGCACUGGCAAGAGGUGAAAUUCAGUGUAUCGGAGCCACCACAUUCGACGAAUACGCCAAGCACAUUGAGAAAGACCCUGCGCUGGAGAGGCGGUUCCAGCCUGUGAAAGUUCUAGAGCCCACGGUUGAUGAAGCCAUAGGAAUUCUCAGAGGGCUCCAGGAGGGGUACGAGGACCACCACAAACUCCGAUAUACCGACGAGGCGCUGAUCGCCGCUGCUCGGCUCUCGCAGAGAUACAUCAGUAACCGUUUCCUCCCGGAUAAAGCCAUCGACUUGAUUGAUGAAGCGGGAUCUCAAGUCAGGAUACGUCAUGGCAAGGUACCUGAGGAAGUCAAGGAUCUCUGCAAGAAGCGCGAGGAAAUCAUCAAACGGAGGGACGACGCCGUCCGUUGCCAGAAUUUCGAGCUGGCAAAAGAGCUUCACAUGGAAGAGCUGGAGCUCACGUCCCAGAUCACGUCUGCCGUGCCGAUGGUCACCGAGGCGGACAUCCAGCGCGUCGUCUCCUCGUCGACCGGCAUCCCCGUGGAGAGGGUCUCCGCGGACGAGUCGGCCGGGCUGCUAACGAUGGAGGAGACCCUGCACCGGCGCGUCGUCGGCCAGGACGAGGCCGUGAAGGCCGUGAGCCGCGCCAUGCGCCGCUCGCGCGCCGGCCUUCGCGACCCCAGCCGGCCGAUCGCCAGCUUCGUGUUCGCCGGCCCGACGGGCGUGGGCAAGACGGAGGUCGUCAAGGCGCUCGCCGCGUGCAACUACGGCUCGGAGGAGGCCAUGGUCCGGCUGGACAUGAGCGAGUUCAGCGAGCGGCACGCGGUGGCGAAGCUGGUCGGGGCGUCCCCGGGCUACGUCGGGUACGAGGAGGGCGGGCAGCUGACGGAGGCGGUGCGCCGGCGGCCGUACGCGGUGGUGCUGUUCGACGAGGUCGAGAAGGCGCACAGGGACGUGUACAACAUGCUGCUGCAGGUGCUGGAGGACGGCAGGCUGACGGACGGCAAGGGGAGGACGGUGGACUUCCGGAACACCAUCAUCAUCAUGACGUCUAACGCCGGCAGCGGCGGCGACGGGGAGAUGACGGGCGUGAUGGUCGAGAAGGGGAUGAAGGAGAAGCACGGGUUCCCGCCGGAGUUCCUGAACCGGCUCGACGAGGUGAUCGUGUUCCGGGAGCUCACCAAGCCGGAGAUGAAGGAGAUCGCCUCCAAGAUGCUGGAGGAGGUCGUCCGCCGGAUGAGGGAGAAGGGGAUGGAGCUGCGGGUGACGGAGAGGUUCAAGGAGCUGGUGGCCGAGGAAGGCUACGACCGCAGCUACGGCGCGCGGCCGCUGCGGAGGGCCAUCACCAGGCUGCUGGAGGACAAGCUCGUGGACAUGAUGCUCGCCGGGGAGGCCAAGGAAGGGGAUUCGCUGACUCUAGAUGCUGACGCCGAAGGGAACGUGGUCGUCCACAACCGACGGGCUGGCUGA
This is a messenger RNA of Triticum turgidum subsp. durum (durum wheat), 2262 nucleotides long. The record is from the annotation of a GenBank genome assembly. NCBI's taxonomy places the organism in Eukaryota, Viridiplantae, Streptophyta, Magnoliopsida, Poales, Poaceae.